AUGAUUCUCAAUGUGUGUGAAACAUUUAAGGGUAUUGAGGAACUAUUGAAUGAUGAUUUUUAUCUCCAUGGUAUAAAUGACAAUACUAAAUUAUUAGAAAUUUAUUGUCCUAUUAGCAGUGAAACGGGGAAAAGAGAAUGUAAAACUGCCAGUCAAAGAGUUAAUGCUGCUACUGUAUUAUUAUUUAAUCAUUUAUUUAGCGGAGAUGAAAAUAUAGAAUCUGAUAAUAAAAAUAACGAAUAUAUCAUGUAUAUUAUGCUAUGGUUAAGUAGUAAAAUGAAUCUAAUUACAGAUGGAACUUACGGAAGCGUGUCAGAUUUUUAUACUACGUUUAUAAAAAAUGGUGAUGUUGAUGUUGAUGUUGAUGAUAAUUAUUAUUAUGAUUAUUUUGAUAAAAUCUCUGAAAAAAAAGAAAUAAUGAAAAUUAAAAUUGAAGGAAUGCAUGAACUUUAUGAGUUACUUAAAGAUCUGUGUAAUGCAAUUAAUAAUUCUUCCGAAGAUUCUUCAAAUUGCUCCGAUUGUUCAAAUUUUGCUAAUAAAUGGAAAGACCAAUCCAAUAAACUUGUUGAAAAAGAAACUAAGGUUUAUGAAGAUGAGUAUUAUUGUGAUGUGCUGUUAACUUUAAAAAAAGCUUAUGAGAAAUUUAAAAAAGAUAAUGGUAUCCAAAAUAAACUUCCAGAACUCGAAAAAAUAGAAAAAAUAAAUAAUUGUAAGGAAUUAUGUAAAGAUGCAAACAACUCGUGGAGAAUUAUAGAUGCGAGUUCCCAAGAUUUAUCGAAUGAAAUAGAUCGAAAUUUUAGUGACAUUUUAAAAACAAUUCCCUCUAAAGAUAAAAAGAAAUAUCGGAUACUGAAGAAAUUUGUGAAAAUUAUAAAAAAAAUAACGAUCAAGAAGAGAAGAAUAGUGAAAAAAAAGAAAAGAAAAAAAGUAAUUGUCAAAGCACCGAUGAAUAAAAAACAGAGUAACAAGCAUCAAGGAUCAAGCCAAGGAGGAAAACAAUCAGUUACAGAAGAACCAUCACAAAUUUCAGAAGAUGAAUCAUAUUCAGAAGAUGAAUCAGAUUUAGAAGGUGAAGAAGAAGAUAGUGAACAAACCGAACCGAAGAAUAAUUAUCAAAACACCGAACAACAAAAUACAGUAGAUCAAGCAUCAAACCAAAGUGAUAACCCAUCAUAUUCAGAAGGUGCAUCAUCAGCUUCAGGAAAUGAACUAGAAAAUAGUGGAAAAUCACAAGAAGACUCUGAAGAACAAACAAAUACAAAUUUAUCAACGAAAACGAACAAUCAAACAGUAGUUCAAGAACAAUCUGGUGCAGAACCAGAAACAGAUUCAAAACCAGAACCAGAACUAGAACCACAGUUAAAAUCACAGACAGAAUCACCACUACCACCACCACCACAAGCACAACAACAUCAACCAUCAUUGUCACAACCAGAACAAGAACAAGAACAAACACAGAUAAAAUCACAGAAAGAAUUAGCACCACAACAAGAACCAUCAACACCAUCAUCGUCAGAAACAAAAAAACAAGAACAACUAGAAUCUCCAUCUACACAAGAAAAAUCAUUGACGAAACAUGAAACUGGAUUUUUAUAUGGUUUAUAUAAAACGCAUAUUUCAUCUUUUUAUAAAAACCUUACUGAUUAUGGGCAUCGUUUAUAUGAAAGUGUAUCAACUAGCUUAACAAAAGGUUAUUCUGCAUUUAAUAAAAUUUCUAAUGAUUUAAUUAAUCAUCUAAAUAAAGUAAAUGAUACAUUACCAUCAGUUGAUAAUAACAUUCACCAAAAAGAUUCGGGAAGUGAUUUACUUCCAUCUGAUAGUCCAUCAGAAACGCCCUUGUCUUCACCGAUACAAUCUAGUGACAAUAAAGUUGAAGGUGAAAACCAAGAAAAAGAACCUGAAGAUAAAAGCCACGAAAAAGAAACUGAAAGUGGAAGCCAAGAAAUAAAUUCUGAAGAUGAAAAACCAAAAAAAGAAUCUGAAGGUGGAAGUGGAGAUACAAUAAGUGAACCUGAAGGUGGAAGUGAAGAUACAAUAAGUGAACCUGAAGUUGGAAACCAAGAAAAUAAAACUGAAGGUAAAGACCAAAUAAGUGAAACUGGAAGUAAAGAUGAAGUACCAAUACCAACACCAGCUCCUGAAGAGCCAUCAAAGGAUUCUAUCAAUAAAAUACAUGAUCAAGGAAUUAAACAACUUCCUCCUGAAAUCAAGGUAGAAAAAGGAAUAUUUGAAAUAGGAUUUCCAGGAGAUGUAUUUAAAGGAUACAAAUUAUUUGUAUAUUUAGUUAUAAUUAUUGGCAUACCCAUUAUUUUAGCACUUAUGUAUAAGUAUUUUUCAUUUGGAUGGAGAAAGGAAUUGAAGAAAAAAAAAAACAUGAAAAAGGUUAUAAAUAUGUUUGGUGGAAAUGAAAAGACAAAAAGAGUUAUAAACCCAACUGAUCGAAAAAAACAAGUACAAAUAAUUAUAAAUUUAUCUAAAAAAAAACAGGAUAAAAAGCUUACAAAUCCAUCUACUCAAAAAAAGCAGGAUGAAAAGGUUACAAGUUCAUCUACUCAAAAAAAACAAACUAAACAGUUUAUAAAUUCCAUUUACUGGGGAAAAUAUCCAUUAUUAAAUAUGUAUAAACUUAUGGAGACCGAUCCUGUACCAUUUAUUAUUUUGUAUUUGGUGUUUAUUUUUUAUGUUUAUAGAAGAAAAUGCGAUUCUUUAGAAUAA
Messenger RNA from Plasmodium berghei ANKA, 2715 nucleotides. Its product is annotated as BIR protein. Lineage: Eukaryota; Apicomplexa; Aconoidasida; Haemosporida; Plasmodiidae. The transcript is spliced from 3 exons. The record is from RefSeq and is a predicted model, not a curated record. Bases 1 to 2715 code for a protein of 904 amino acids.